AUGUCGAAUCAAAUUCAGAUGCCAUUUACCCCUUCGCUUAACCUUUCAGAGCUCACCGAAGAUCGGGCAAUCGCCGCUUUACAGCCAUCUUACUGCUUCCCAACCGAACGAGCCGCUGAGCUCACGAUCAAGGCGGUCCCUACGAAGCCAGUUGAAGGGCAGAAGACGGGAACUAGCGGGCUACGGAAAAAGGUUAAGGUUUUUCGAGAAGAGAAUUACCUUGCGAAUUGGAUCCAGGCAUUGUUUAACUCUUUGCCGCCGGAUGACUUCAAGAAUGGUGUGCUGGUUUUGGGGGGCGAUGGGCGAUACUUCAAUAAAGAGGCUGCGCAGGUCCUUCGAUCUUCCCUACCAAAUGUUUUUCAGUCUAUUUUUGCUUUUGUCCAGUAGUUUAUUUG
This is a messenger RNA of Asparagus officinalis (garden asparagus), 395 nucleotides long. Its product is annotated as phosphoglucomutase, chloroplastic-like. The record is from RefSeq and is a predicted model, not a curated record. The transcript is spliced from 5 exons. Gene Ontology annotation, molecular function: phosphoglucomutase activity. Bases 1 to 387 code for a protein of 128 amino acids. Gene Ontology annotation, biological process: carbohydrate metabolic process. NCBI's taxonomy places the organism in Eukaryota, Viridiplantae, Streptophyta, Magnoliopsida, Asparagales, Asparagaceae. Gene Ontology annotation, cellular component: cytosol.